AUGCGAUCGUGCCAUGGAGCUAUGCAAAGAUAUUCAAAACAGGCAGCGAAACAGGCAGAGAAGCGGAAGAAGAGAUACACUACCGGCGCCCUCGUCUUUGCCACAGCCCUGGGCCUGUAUAGCGUUCAGCUGUACAAUGCAGCCACCAGACCCUGCACGAACCCGGCCGUGAGGGACUUGGCUGCCCAGAAAGAUGUCUCCGGCCAAUAUGACAACACUGCCGACGGCUUCGACAACGAGGUGGGCAUCUCAGAGACGCUCAUGCGCAUCAACAACACGCGCAAGGAGCUCGCUCGAAAAUGCACGGGCCAUGUCCUAGAAGUUAGCUGUGGAACGGGGAGAAACUUGGGAUACUUCGACAUUGGCAAAAAGGGCAAUGUCGACAGCCUGACGUUUGUGGACCUCAGCCCGCAGAUGAUUGAGGUCUGCAAAAAGAAGUGGGAUGUUCUAUUUGGCAAAAAGCAGCACAAGCUGAAGCCCGGGCUCGUGGUGCGAUUCCUGCCAGGCUCAGCAGUCGGCCAGAUGCCACUAGCACCGACUGAUCCUCCCCGCAAGUACGAUACCAUCAUCCAGACCAUGGGAAUCUGCAGCACGCCAACACCCGUCGAGCUCUUGACCAAUAUGUUCCAAUACCUGGAUGUGGACAACCCAGAAGCUAGGGUGUAUCUCUUGGAGCACGGCCGAAGCUAUCUGGAUUGGAUGAACAAUAUCCUGGAUACGUCUGCUGAGAAGCACGCUGAAAGACAUGGGUGUUGGUUUAAUCGCGACAUUGGCGCUAUUGUUGAAGAUGCGGCCAAGCAAACUGGUAUGGAAGUGGUCCGUGAGCGGCGGUAUCAUUUUGGCACAACUUGGGUCUUCGAGCUCAAGCCAGGUCCAGACGCUGGCAAGAAAACCUCGUCGCCCGUCAAGAAGGUUGGCGAGCAGGCCCAAGAGAAGUCGCGCGGCUGGUUUGGGUGGAAUGGCUGA
This is a messenger RNA of Zasmidium cellare ATCC 36951, 966 nucleotides long. RefSeq lists its product as uncharacterized. The record is from RefSeq and is a predicted model, not a curated record. Lineage: Eukaryota; Fungi; Ascomycota; Dothideomycetes; Mycosphaerellales; Mycosphaerellaceae. The coding region runs from base 1 to 966 and encodes 321 amino acids. The transcript is spliced from 2 exons.